Ectocarpus siliculosus is the source of this 726-nucleotide messenger RNA. NCBI's taxonomy places the organism in Eukaryota, Phaeophyceae, Ectocarpales, Ectocarpaceae. The record is from the annotation of a GenBank genome assembly.
AUGAAGGUUUAUCCUGGCAACAUGGAACCGGUGAACGAAGAAAAAGUGGAAACCGUCGAUCUCGACGAACUGGAGGGAGCACUGGGGGGAACAGAAAACAUCUUUGCACAGGAGUACGGAGCCGAAACCAUGACGCAGGCGAGAGAAAACCGGGAACGGCUCGCGCGAAUCACGAGCAAAACGAAAAAACACACAGUUGACCCCGGAUUACAAGUUGGGACCAACGCCCGACUCAGUCAUUUCCAGAAGGAGAAACUAUACCAAAAUGACUGGAAUAACUCUGUCCUUGAUUUGAUGGAAAAUCUGCUGUAUGAAUGCGCGCAAUCUUCGAAAGCCCACGCGGACGCAGCAAGGGCUUGUCGUCGCAAGUACAGGAUGUUGAUGAUACCGUCAAUCGUUGUCGCGACUGCGGCUACAAGCGCAUCGUUCUUCGCCGCCGGGGGAAGUCCCUGUGGUGAGGAUGGCGGAAGCGAUGACGAUGGCCUCAAGUAUGUAGUCGCCUCAUUGACAGCCCUCGUCGGAAUCAUGUCCGGAAUCGCAAGUGUGUACAACUUCAAAUCGAAGAUGAGCGAAAACGUUGCGGCCUCCGGUGCUUUUGCGAAUCUUGCGCGCCGGUGCAAAAUUAUCUGCUUUCUUCCCAUCCACCUCAAGCCCAAUAGUGAGGUGGCCCUGACAGACAUUUCGGCAGAGCAAGCGCAUCUAACUAGUAGCUCGCCAUUACUUUGA